AUGGCUCUGCAUCUCUCCAAGAUCACAGAUGCUAAUAGCAUCAUGGCGGCCCGAGAGGCCAAGCUGUGCAUCUUGCAGCUGGAGUACGAAUAUGAUCCAUGUUCAGACUCCCCAGAGAAGCUGAUUUGGAACCUGGAAAAAGAGGAGGUUCGAAUGUUCAGACACCAAGAAACCUCCGUGGACUUGUUGGCGCUCGAUCAAAAGAUUCUGUUGACUGGUGACUUUGAGGGCCUGGUCGACCCUGUUCAGACCUACUGGAAGUGUCGUGCUCCUCUUUUGUGGAUAUCAUCCAAUACAAGCUCUCUCAACCUCUCACAACUCCUAUUCACCGUCCUGAACGUCCUGGCCAUCAUGAGAGAGCAGCCAUCACCCUUUCACAGCAAAAAGCGCCUCGUCAGGCUGCUCGGCUUGAGAGAUUAA
Messenger RNA from Diaporthe amygdali, 420 nucleotides. RefSeq lists its product as uncharacterized. Bases 1 to 420 code for a protein of 139 amino acids. NCBI's taxonomy places the organism in Eukaryota, Fungi, Ascomycota, Sordariomycetes, Diaporthales, Diaporthaceae. The transcript has 2 exons. The record is from RefSeq and is a predicted model, not a curated record.